UGUCCUUCAUCUUCCUCUGUAACUCCUCGCGCAGGCGAGAAUCAUGUAUUCGGGUUCCCGGACACGCCAGACCGACUACGGUAUUGACGGCGAUGAGGUCCACUAUCCAACGCGUCCGGUGGAUAAGGACAAGGCGGAGGGCGAGCUCGUUGUGAACAUCAAGAAAGCGACCAAUCCAGAAGAGACCGCGCCCAAGCAGAAACACGUCCGCAAAUGCAUCGUCUAUACCUGGGAUUAUCAUUCGUCAAUAUCCUUCUGGACUGGACUCCGAGUGCAGCCCAUUCUCUCCGAUGAAGUGCAGACAUUCAAGGCUCUCAUCACGGUGCAUAAGGUGCUACAAGAGGGGCACCCCGUGACAAUCAAGGAAGCGCAUGGACAGACUGGGUGGCUGGAGACUUGUGCAAGGACCGUCGGUCACGAAACCGCACGAGGAUAUGGCCCUCUCAUCAGAACGUAUGUACAGUUCCUCUUGGCCAAGCUGCGAUUCCACAGGCUUCGUCCGGAGUUCAAUGGUCUGUUCGAGUACGAAGAGUACAUCACACUCAAGGGUAUCGACGAUCCAAAUGAGGGUUAUGAGACUAUCUCGGAUCUCAUGGGGCUCCAGGACCAAAUCGACUCGUUCCAGAGGAUGAUCUUCGCCCACUUCCGUCACUCCGCGAGCAACGAGUGCCGUAUAUCCGCUCUUGUGCCUCUCGUGAAGGAAAGCUGGGGUAUCUACCGCUUCAUCACCAGCAUGCUUCGUGCGAUGCAUCGACGAACUAACGAUAUUGAGGCUCUGGAACCCCUGCGUGCCCGCUACAGUCAACAACACUAUGCCCUUCGGAAAUUCUACUACGAAUGUUCCAACCUGAAGUAUCUUACCGGAUUGAUUAAUGUCCCGAAGCUUGGUCAAGAACCACCGAAUCUCCUCGACAAUGGGUCCGCCCCUGACCUCCCUGCUCGCCCUACCACCGCUACAGUCAAAACGCCUCCUCCCGCGGCUCCUGCGACGCCAGACGGCGUCAAUGUGGCCGAGCAAGCUCGCAUGCUCAAACAAUACGAGGAGCAGCAGGCGGCACUCGUAGCUGCACGAGAAGAAGAGGAACGUCGUCGCAGGGAGCUUGAGGAGCAGCAACGGCGUGAGUUCGAGCAGCGGCAAGCCGAACAGGCUGAGAGGGAGAGGCUUGCACAGGAGCAGCUCGUGCAGCAGCAGAUGCAGCAACAGAUGAUGCAAUACAGCAACCAGGCUGCCCAGCAAAUGCACGAUUUGGAGCGUGAACUGCUUGCCAUGCGCGGUCAAUACGAACGCGAUCAGCUCAUGCUAGAGCAGUACGACAGAAGGGUUAAGGCGCUGGAAAGCGAGCUCAGCAGCGUCACUACGAACGUGAACUCGCAGCUUAUGUCCAAAGACGAGCUCAUCCGCCAGCUCCAGGAGCAGGUCGCGAUGUGGCAGAAGAAGUACGAGGCGCUUGCCAAGCUCUACAGCCAACUCCGAACAGAACAUCUGGAGAUGCUAUCGAAGUUCAAGCAGAUGCAGCUCAAGGCAAACUCGGCUCAGGAGGCCAUCGACAAGAUGGAACGCAUGGAGCGCGACCUCAAGGCGAAGAACCUCGAGCUGGCCGAUAUGAUCCGCGAGCGCGAUCGUGCGCGUUUCGACCUCGACCGUCAGAAGUCUGCACACAAGGACGAGAUUGACAGGUUGCGUCGCGAGAUCAGCUUUGCGAACGAGCGUGCUGAAGACGCGACUCGUUCAAAGAGCUCGGAAGUGUCCGGUGUACUUGCAAAGUACAACCGCCAGCUCAACGAGCUCGAGGAUUCUCUGCGGGCCAAGCAAUUGCAGAUCGACGAUCUUCUGUCCAAGCUCGACCAUGCUACCACUGAUCUGGAUCGCCUGCGGGAGGAGAAGGACCAGGAGAUUUCCCUCCUUCAGGAGGGCAUGGAUGCUACCAUCCAGCAGCUCCAGGAAGCCCAGCAGAACCAAGGCCUCAACGAGGAAGCUACCAAUGCUCAAAUCGAUACCUUGAUUCUGGACAACAGGAAGAAAUUGAACCAGAUCAUCGACUCUAUCCUGAAUGCAUGCGUGGCGAAGGUCGACGAGGCCAUCUACGAGCUAGAGUCGCCGGCGCAAGCUGGCAACUUGAACUCCACGCCCGAGUACACUCUGUCUAUGAUCGAGAAGGCGAUCAACAACGCGACCGACUUUGCCACUGUCUUCAACCUAUAUCUUGGAGGCGAGCCUGGUGGCGACCACGUCGACGUGAUCAAGGGCGCGAAUGAACUUGCCCAGUCGCUCGCCGAUGUCCUCAUCAACACGAAGGGCAUCACGCGUCUCGUCGACGACGAGGUCUCCGACAAGCUCAUCAACGUCGCGAAGACUGCCGGCGACACCGGUCUCAGGACGUUUCUCAACCUCCAGUCGUACAAGCUCGAUCUCAUCCGUCAGCCUACCCAACGCAAGGAGGUCGCGAUGCGGAACAACAGUGAAGUUCGCGGCGCGCUCUCAAAGCUCUCCGAGGUCGUCGACGGUCUCGUGCCGAAGGGCGGAAAGGCCGGCGCCGUCGCGAAGACGAACGGCGACCUGGGCGACCUCGUCGAGCAGGAGAUGCUGAGCGCCGCGCAGGCAAUCGAGGCUGCUACCGCGCGUCUCGAGCAGCUCCAGUCUCGCCAGCGCGACUCCUCCCGCUACAGCGCUGUCGACAUCCAGGUCCACGACGCCAUCCUCGCGUCCGCACUCGCUAUCACCAACGCGAUCGCGCGCCUCAUCCAGGCCGCCACCGAGUCGCAGCAGGAGAUCGUCGCUCAGGGCAAAGGGUCGAGCACGACCCAGCAGUUCUACAAGCGCAACAACCGCUGGACCGAGGGUCUUAUCUCCGCCGCCCGCGCCGUCGCCUUCGCGACCAACCUGCUCAUCGAGAGCGCAGACGGCGUACUCUCUGGCACGCACACCCUCGAGCAGCUCAUCGUCGCCUCGAACGAGGUGGCCGCGGCGACUGCUCAGCUCGUUGCCGCGUCUCGCGUCAAGGCGAACCUGAUGUCCAAGACCCAAGAGCGCCUGGAGCUCGCUGCCAAGGCCGUGACGGAGGCGUGCAAGGCGCUCGUCAAGCAGGUCAAAGCGAUCGCCGCGAAGCAGGUGCAGGAGGAGGACGUCGACUACAAGAACAUGGCCGUGCUCGAGUUCAAGCGGCGAGAGAUGGAGCAGCAGGUCGAGAUCCUGCGCCUCGAGAAGGAGCUCAACGCUGCGCGUCACCGCUUGGGCGCUAUGCGCCGCGCAGGAUACCACACGGAUGAGACAGAUUAGUGAGCAGGGGAACGAUGCGAUUGGAAUACUCACCUUCGAUGACGAACGUAUACCGGAAUUACCUUGUAUGUACUUGCUUGCUUCGUCCAAUGCUGACGGGAAUGCACUCUU
This is a messenger RNA of Dichomitus squalens LYAD-421 SS1, 3388 nucleotides long. RefSeq names its product cytoskeleton assembly control protein. Gene Ontology annotation, biological process: actin filament organization; endocytosis; clathrin coat assembly. Gene Ontology annotation, molecular function: phosphatidylinositol-3,5-bisphosphate binding; phosphatidylinositol-3,4-bisphosphate binding; clathrin-cargo adaptor activity. Lineage: Eukaryota; Fungi; Basidiomycota; Agaricomycetes; Polyporales; Polyporaceae. The transcript is spliced from 12 exons. The coding region runs from base 44 to 3277 and encodes 1077 amino acids. Gene Ontology annotation, cellular component: clathrin-coated vesicle; actin cortical patch. The record is from RefSeq and is a predicted model, not a curated record.